Molecule: messenger RNA, 1392 nt
Organism: Jaculus jaculus (lesser Egyptian jerboa)
Lineage: Eukaryota; Metazoa; Chordata; Mammalia; Rodentia; Dipodidae
Product: melanoma antigen preferentially expressed in tumors-like
Exons: 3
Coding region: 1-1392 (463 amino acids)
Cellular component (GO): cytoplasm
Source: RefSeq, a predicted model, not a curated record
AUGGACAGAAAGAACCCAGCCACACUGUUGGAGCUUACUAUACAGACCCUACUGAAGAAUGAGCUUUUGCUAAUCCAACACCUUGAGGAGAUGCCAAAAAUACUUUAUAUUCCACUGUUCAGUGCUGCUUUCACAGGUGGACAUAGGAAGACACUGGCAGCCAUUGUGAAGGUGUGGCCCUUUUUCUGUCUACAUAUUGGGAGAUUAAGAUUACAAGUGCCAUACCAUGAAGUCUUGAGAAUCAUGAUUAAUAGUCUUCAGAUUCUUCCUGUACAGAACUCUACUUCUCGGAGCUCUAAACUGAGGAUCCUAGAUUUAAGACACGAUACUUUGUGUGAGAUCACAUGCCCUGAACUCAUUACUGGUUCCUCUGGAUGUUUGUAUUCUUGUUCUUCCUGUCAGCACACUGUCUUUAGAGCAAAUGCCAAGGAUGAUGUUGGAAAUUCAGCAUCUUUUGAGACCCAACCAUCUAGGAAAGCUAUGGAAUUACUCGUUGACCUUUCCCUCAAUAGUACGUUGAGGGAAAGGAGAUUUAUUUCUUUAAUUUUGAGGAAAGUUGAACAGAGCGUAGGGCUUUUGCACCUCUGCUGCCGUGAUCUACAAAUUAAUACAUUAUCUGAAUGCAAAAGCACAUUGAAACUAUUUACUCUGGAAUGCAUUGAUAACCUGAGAGUUUGUCAGGCUUCUCUGAAUGAGGUAACCAUUCUUUUGCAAAAGAUGAAGCAGCUGGACAAACUUAUUCUGUCUCGAAUCACUUUGAGAUCUUUGGAAAGCAAAGUCUUCACAGCUUUUCUCAAGCAUCUUGGAAAAAUGUGCUCACUCAAGGAGUUCUGCUUAUCCAACUUCUCCCUCAGAAAUCAUCUGGAAAAUUUGCUCAGAGCCUUGCCUCCAGAUUUGAAGUGCUUAUAUUUGCCUUUCUGUGAACUUUCUCACACUGAUUUCACAUUUCUGCCUGAGUGCCCUCAGGCCAAUCACUUAAGGAUGCUGAAUCUCAGUCACAUCUCAUUGUAUUGGGAAGACUGUGAGAAUAUUCGGAUUCUUUUGGAGAAACUCUCAGGUACCUUGCAGUGUCUAGAGCUAAAUCACUGUCUUUUAACAGAUUCUACUAUGUCUCUUCUCCUCCCAUCCCUAAGCCACUGUUCCCAACUCAAGGAAUUUAUUUUUAUCUGCAACCCCAUUUCAAUGUUCAUGCUCAAGAGGAUCAUACAGCAGUUAACACCCUUAACAAAACUGAAAUAUGUGAUUUAUCCCAUCCCUUCACACUGCUAUGAUGGAUGGUAUUUUUAUGGCCACUUAAACUUACAGAAACUAGCUGAUGUGAAGGCACAAGUGAACAGUAUGGUGAAAGCAGCACAUAGAGAGGACAUGGAUUGGAUCACACAUUCUCUGUGA